This is a messenger RNA of Adineta steineri, 1968 nucleotides long. Lineage: Eukaryota; Metazoa; Rotifera; Eurotatoria; Adinetida; Adinetidae. The record is from the annotation of a GenBank genome assembly.
AUGGAACAAAAUCAAAAUUAUGAAACAUAUUCUUUAAUUUGGCUUGAUCAAUCAGUAAAUAAUUCAUCAGAAAAUAUUCAAGCACAAGAACAGCUACGAACAUUAAUUAAUCAUUUAGUUACAUUUGAAAAUGAACACGAUUGUUUUCAUUACAUUCGAUCUAUUGAUAAAGGUGAUCGAGUUGUUCUUAUUGUUAGUGGUCAUCUUGGCUCUGUUAUCGUCCCUAAACUUAUUGGAUUAAGACAACUUGCUUCAAUUUAUGUUUAUUGUAAAAAUAAAAAAAACAAUCAAUUAUGGGCAAAUCAAUUUAACAAAGUAAAAGCUGUUGUGACUCGAUUAGAUGAAUUAAUUGAACUAAUUCGUAAUGAUAAAACUAAUGAAAAAGAUGAACAUUUACCAUUGUCUAUACUUCAUGCUAAUAAUGGUGAUAAACAACGAUCAACUAGCGAUUUAAAUGGUGAUUUUCUACAUUUUCAAAUCUUAAUUGAUUGUUUAAUGAAAAUGAAAUAUUAUGAUAAUGAUAAAAAUGAAUUAAUAACAUUAUGUAAACAACAAUAUAAACGAAAUCCUAAUGAAUUAAAAAAAAUCAAUGAAUUUGAAAAAGGAUAUAAAUCUGAACAUGCAUUAUGGUGGUAUACAAGAGAUUCAUUUUUAUAUAAAAUGUUAAAUAAAGCACUUCGAGUACAAAAUAUUCAUUUAUUAUAUCUUUUUCGUUUUUUAAUUCGUCAUAUUGGUAAACAAUUAACAAAAAAUCGAUGUCAAACAUCAAUUCGUGUUUAUCGUGCACAAUUAAUGACAAAUAAUGAAAUUGAAAUGAUGCAAAAUUCUCUUGGAGAAUUUAUUUCAAUCAAUUCAUUUUUCUCAACAUCAUUUAAUUAUGAUAAAGCUCGAGAAUUUUUCUUAAAAACUGAUAAUUUAAAUGAAUAUAAACGAGUUUGUUUUGUAAUUGAUGCUGAUCCAACCAUUGAAAAUGUUAAUGCAUUUGGUGAUAUAUCACGUGUAAGUUUCUAUCCUGGUGAACGUGAAGUUCUUUUUAUGAUUGGUUCGAUAUUUCGAUUAGUUAAAAUAAGAUACGAUGAAUACGGUAUUUUAAUUAUUAAAAUGAAAUUAUUUUCAAUGAAUGAUCAAAGUCUUAAAGAACUUUAUCAACAUAUGCAAAAACGUGGCAAAAAUGGCGAAACAAAUUUAUUAGAUUUUGCUGAUGCUUUAACAGAUAUGAGUAAAUGGGAUGAUGCUCAAAGAUAUUAUGAAAAAUAUUUAGAUGAAGUUUCUUCUACAAAAAUUGAUAUUGAUAAAUGUUAUGCUGGACUUGGAAAUGUAGCUUAUGAAAGAGGUGAUUUAGAUUCAAGUUUAAAAUGGCAUUAUAAAGCAUUGAAAAUCAGAAAUCAAACAUUUAAAGCAGACAGUCAAUGUAUUGGUGAAAGUUAUAAUAGUAUUGCAAAUGCUUAUCAAAAGAAAAAAGCAUUUCCUAAUGCAUUAGAAUCAUAUGAGACAGCAUUAAAAAUAUUUCGAAGAAUAUUUGGUAAUGAACAUAUAUAUGUUGCAACAUGUAUGAAUAAUAUGGGUAAUACUUAUAUGGGUAUGAAUAUGUAUCAAGAUGCUUUACAAUAUUAUGAAAAUGCUUCAGUUAUUCUUAAGAAAAAUCUUCCUGCUGAUCAUGUUAAUAUUGGAAGUACAUAUAAAAAUAUUGGGAAUGUUCUUUCAAGUUUAGGUCAUUACGAGCAAGCAUUAUCAUAUUUAAAUUCUUCAUUAGAAAUAUAUAAAAAAUCUCGUCCUUCAUUACAUCCUUCAAUUGGCUCAGUAUUAAGAUAUAUCGGUCUGAUUUAUCAAACUAUCAAAGAUUAUCGACAAGCACUAAGUUAUUUUGAAAAAGCAGCUGUGAUUUUUCAUCAUUCAUAUCCUCCAACACAUCCAGAUGUUAUUGAAAUUGAUAAAAAUCUUCGGCAAAUCGCUUCAAAAUUAAAAUAA